This is a messenger RNA of Talaromyces marneffei, 1653 nucleotides long. RefSeq lists its product as uncharacterized. Gene Ontology annotation, molecular function: CoA-ligase activity. Lineage: Eukaryota; Fungi; Ascomycota; Eurotiomycetes; Eurotiales; Trichocomaceae. The transcript has 11 exons. Gene Ontology annotation, biological process: secondary metabolic process. Bases 1 to 1653 code for a protein of 550 amino acids. The record is from RefSeq and is a predicted model, not a curated record.
AUGCCAUCUUACCAGUCACCCGUCUUGCCGACAGACAGCACCGCCAAUCUCUCGAUUGCGCAGUUCAUGACGCAAUACAACCCGGACGAGGUACCGGCGGAUAAGAUUGUUCAUGUGGACACAAUCUCAAAACAGCCCAUUACAUAUGGCUCGCUUCGCCAAGAUGCUGCUCGUGCAGCCUGGGGUUUGCGGAACUGGGGACUCCAGCCGGGCAAUGUCUUGAUGGCCUUGGUUACCAACUCCAAUGACUUUGUGAUUCUAGCUCAUGCGACGUGGUGGGCGGGCGCCGUUUUUGCUCCUCUUAAUGUAUCAGCGACACAAAAGGAUAUUUCGCACUUGCUUCAGAUCGUCAAGCCAACUCACAUCGCCACCAUUGUGCCGAAGCUCGACGAUGUCCAAGCUGCAUUGGCUUCGAAUUCGAUGACCGAGACAAAGGUUUUGACGGUACUCAGCAAGGUGGAGAAUCUACCUCAAUUCCCAAAUGACAUUGUUGGCACAAAGGCCGAAGAAACUCUCCCACCCUUCGAUCUCCAAGGCAGAAGUUCCAAAGAUGUGCCUAGCGCCAUAUGUUUUUCUUCUGGAACAACUGGAAAAAUGAAGGGCGUGCAACUCUCUCAUUACAACAUUAUCAUGAAUGCUAUAAUGUUGCGGAUUUCAAUGCCAGCCCGAGUCAAUUACACUGUUCGCGAAGUGUUUUUUGCGCCCUAUUGCCAUAUAUAUGGCCUAUCCGUAUCAGUGGUAGUUGGCAUGUGGGUUGGGGCGCUCUAUUGCGGUCUUCCCGCAUUUGACCUCGAGACAUUUUGCAAAAAGUCGAGCGAGCUAAAGGUCACAGACCUACAUAUUGUUCCCCCUGUAGCCCUCGCCCUAGCUGCAUCGCCCGUUGCCCAAAAAUAUGACUUGUCUGCGUUGAAACGAAUUGUCAUCUCCGCUGCACCUUUAAAAAAAUCCGUGCAGCUUCUGCUCAAAAAGCGGCUUCCGCACACGAGUAUCUGCCAAGGUUAUGGACUCUCCGAGGCGACGGGAGGCGUCAUACACCAGAUAGAAGAAGAAGAGAGUGCUUUUGGAUGUGUUGGCAAGGUUCUUCCUGGAAUGGAGGUGCGCUUAGUAGACCCAAAGACAGGAUCCGACGUCACUUCCGGGAAAGAGGGCGAAUUAUGGAUCCGCGGACCGACAGUAAUGAUGUGCUAUGUUGCCGACAAAGCAGCGACAGAACAGACUUUCUCGGACGGAUGGCUCAAAACGGGAGACAUCCUGAGAGUGGACGAGCAUCAGAAUUUUUGGGUGACUGAUCGGCUUAAAGAGAUGAUCAAGUACAAGGGUUUCCAAGUUGCCCCGUCCGAACUCGAAGACAUACUCCUGCGACAUCCAGACGUAAUCGACGCUGCAGUCUGUGCUGUCUACAACGAUGCUCAAGCCACUGAAGUUCCUCUAGCUUAUGUGAGCCUAACUCCUGACAGGGCAGGGCUUACAGAUAGCGAGAAGCAGAAGGUCCUCGACGCUAUCAGGGUCUGGAUAGAUGACCAGCUGGCGGGUUAUAAGAGACUGAGAGGAGGUGUGUUCCACUUGCAGUCUUUGCCGAAGACGCCCACUGGGAAGAUUUUAAGGCGGCUCUUGCCUGUGAAGUUGAAGGAGGAGAGGGAAGCGAAGAUUUGA